AUGUCAUCAACAACUUUUAAGAACUUAAAGAUUGGCCGUAAGCAUAGAGAAAGAGGCCAACUCAAAAAUAGAGAACAUUUGGGUAUUUUAGAAAAGAAAAAAGAUUACAUCUAAAGAGCAAAGCAUUAUCAUAAGAUUAAUGAUUAAUUGAACAAUUUGAAGCUUAAGGCAAGACUGAAAAAUGAAAAUGAAUUUUAUCAUAAAAUGACUAAAGCUAAAAUAGUUGAUGGAAAGCAUGUUGAAUUUGAAGAAGAAGAAGAUGAUUUUGACCCUAAGGAAUAUAGAAGAUUGCUUAAAAAUUAAAAUAUAAAUCUAAUUAAAAUAUAAAAGCACAAAGAUAUGAAACAAAUUGAAAAACUGAAAAGCCAAUUGCAUGAUCUUGAUGCUCCUAGAUAAAACACUAAUAUUAUAUUUGUUGAUGAUAAAGAAGAAUAUGAAAAUUUUGAUUUAGUAGAGCAUUACAAUACUACAGAAGAAAUGAUAUAAAAUAAAUCGAAUAUUUUAACUAAGCAACAAAUUGAAUAAUAAAAAGAAUAACUUGAAUAGUUAAAUUCUAAGCAAAUUAAUUAAAAAGUUAAAGAAUCUUACAUGAAGCUUAAAAAAGUAGAAGAAAAUCACAAAAAAAUGGAAAGAGCUUAUCAAAAGCUAGAAUUUGAAAAGAAUUUAUUGGGUAAAGAAAAAAGAAGAAUUAAAAAAUACAAAACUGGCAAGGUUGCAAAGUUUUUCAGUGAAAGAAAGAAAUGA
Molecule: messenger RNA, 744 nt
Organism: Tetrahymena thermophila SB210
Lineage: Eukaryota; Ciliophora; Oligohymenophorea; Hymenostomatida; Tetrahymenidae
Product: UTP11 protein
Exons: 5
Biological process (GO): rRNA processing
Cellular component (GO): nucleolus; small-subunit processome
Source: RefSeq, a predicted model, not a curated record